Menidia menidia (Atlantic silverside) is the source of this 441-nucleotide messenger RNA. The record is from the annotation of a GenBank genome assembly. Lineage: Eukaryota; Metazoa; Chordata; Actinopteri; Atheriniformes; Atherinopsidae.
AUGUUUAAGCGUCUAGUCAUCAGGAAUCUCCGCCGGCCAGUUCGAGGCACGCAAAGCGACGGGGCGGCAACCUCGCUCCGCCACGCGGCUCCUCUGUGCGCCUUCACACGAGGCAAAACGAAGGAAGGCGUGAGCGCCGUUUGUCAUCGCACGCGCCUCCGUUCGCUCUGCCUCUGCAGAUGUUUUCUCCAGAACGGAACAAAGAAAUCCUGGGACUUCAUGCGAACCCAUGACAGACUGCUCGGACGGGGGGGCUCCAUGCAGUCUGGCCCGGCCCGCCAAGCCGGGCGAAAAAAAGCUCCACCGCCCGUGGACGCCCGCCAGAAAAUCUCUCAAACAUGCUUGUUCAUGUCCGACGACAUGCAGCAAUCCGAAGAGAUUUUCCCCCAAAGGAUUCAAAGCCGGCGGGGCCCCCAGCCACCAUCCAGCCAGCAGAAAUGA